Mytilinidion resinicola is the source of this 1146-nucleotide messenger RNA. RefSeq lists its product as uncharacterized. NCBI's taxonomy places the organism in Eukaryota, Fungi, Ascomycota, Dothideomycetes, Mytilinidiales, Mytilinidiaceae. The coding region runs from base 1 to 1146 and encodes 381 amino acids. The transcript has 6 exons. The record is from RefSeq and is a predicted model, not a curated record.
AUGAAAUUUUUUGAGCCGCAAGGAAAGGUGUCGCUAAAGGUGCUGAUGGAGGCAAGGAGAAACGUCGCUGAGCAAACUAGUGAUACAGGGGUGUCGAUAUGCCAGAUGUUGAGCCGCGCGCCGAGAUUAAUAAAGAGUCGCUCGAUAUUAAAAAGCGUAAUCGGGAGAACAGCCGAGGUGAAUAUGCGGAAGAAAUUCCAUCCCUCUGCUCGACGGACACCGGGCGAAGGCCGUGGUACUCUGGCGAUGGCGAGCGUGUCGGCUGGAGGCGAGGGGCGUCGUCACGGGAAAAAGCAACCAUGGCCACCGUGGGCGGUCGUUGAGGGUGCGAGAAGUGGCUAUCGUCGCUUCGGCGGCGGCGGCGGCGGCUUGGGCGUGCCCGUGGUAUCCAGCACCGAGGACGGUGUCGCGUCAGAGCAGGCUACAGACGCAGUGCGCAGAGCUGGGCAGCUGUGUGCGAGGCGCGACAGCGGCGAAAGCGGCCAGACAGCUGGGGCUGUGGUGACAAAGCGAGCAGCACAAGUCUCGUGUUGGUGGAGCGGUGGCAGGCGAGGUCGUGAGCGGCAGAGAGUGCUACAGCCGGGCAGCCUCUUGCGAGAGUGUUGGGCAGGGAGGAGAGAGGGAGAGAGGGAGAUGCAGAGUGUGGAUAGGGAGGAAUGCGAGAGCUGCCGUGGGCGCGGCGGGGAUAUAUGCCGCAGCCUGCGGAGGCCGCUGACGGCGGUGAUGCCGCGCGAGAAUGGCCGCCGUGGCCAGACGACGAGCCUGCGUCUCCUGCGUCUCCUGCGUCUCCUGCGCCUCCUGCGCGGCCUCCCCAGGCCGCAAUCCGCCCUGUUUGACUCGCCAGAAGGGCCAGGGAAGCGCCUCCAGCCUGCGGAUGCCUUCCCCGUCGGGCCCACUCCAGCUGCCUGCCUGCGUCCCGCUGUGCCGACCCGCGGCCUUUGCCCGUCGCAUCGACGUCCUCCGUCGUCGCCGCGCGCUCCAGCACCCUAUUGUAAUGCCACCGCUGGCGGACGCAGACCGAUUCCCCGUUGCGAUGGCGAUGGCACGGCGGCGCUGAGGCCUCCACGACGACUCUCGCACGCUCAGGAGGCUCACCGGCGGCACAAUUCCGUGAAUUACUCGCGCCGCGUUAAUGGCUUCGCUUGA